This is a messenger RNA of Oppia nitens, 1058 nucleotides long. It is a transcript of the gene mRpL28, whose product is annotated as 39S ribosomal protein L28, mitochondrial-like. Gene Ontology annotation, molecular function: structural constituent of ribosome. Gene Ontology annotation, cellular component: mitochondrial large ribosomal subunit. The record is from RefSeq and is a predicted model, not a curated record. Lineage: Eukaryota; Metazoa; Arthropoda; Arachnida; Sarcoptiformes; Oppiidae. The coding region runs from base 182 to 1012 and encodes 276 amino acids. The transcript has 7 exons.
UGAAAACACAAACAUGUGUUUAUGAUAUUUGAAAUCAAAUUGCAAUCAAAAUAAAAACUUUUUUUGUUUUUAUUUGUUUGUGUUUUCAUAUCAUAUAUGAUAUACAAUCCAAUUAUCACUUUGAACUGAUCCAUCAUAACGUUGUUGUUGUUGUUGUCCCACAACCAUAUCAUAUACAGGGAUGCGCUUCAGUCGUAUACCGUCGUGGAGUUUCCCGAACUACAAGUCCCGUCUGCCCGACCACUACUACCAACAUCGGCGCCAAUUGGAUCGGCCAUCAAGUCGUGUCCACGACCGACCAUUCGACUACCAGAAACCCGACUACUAUGAUCUCUUCUACAAUAGCGAACGCCAUAGAGUUGAACGUGUGGCCGACGUACCAAUACCGGUGAUUUAUCCGCCAGAAGCCGACACCGGUAUCUGGGGUGGCGAAGGUGUUGUCAAAGGUUACGUAAAGCCCAGGAAGUACUUCCAGCAGGGAGAUCCACGUCCGAAGAUGUGGUUUCCAAAUCUGAAACGAUGUGUACUCUAUAGCGAGAUAUUAGACAAACAUUUUCGCCUAAUCUGUACCCGACGUACACUGGACUUAGUGGACAGUCAUUAUGGCUUCGAUGCCUACCUAUUGAAAACUCCAGUACAAGAUCUAAAGUCACAGUUGGCUCUAUCAUUGAGACGACUAAUGUUAUUGAAGUUAUUGAAGAAUGACUUUACAGAUGAAAACCAUGGCAAAGAAAUGCGCGAAAAAUAUAGCGACUGUUGGAAAGGAUUUACUCUAGAAGAAGCCGAAUGGUUUGGUCUGUCAGUAAAACAGGCCAUAGAAAAACAGAAACUAAUUGACGCCAAACAAUACAAACCGAUACCAUUGAAGGCUAUACUAACUCAGGAGCUGAUCGAAGAAUUGCAAAAAAUGAAAGACAGCGGAGAAAUGGAUAUACUUAUGAAAGAAGAGAAAAAACAUCAUUGGUUGGAUAAAUUCAAGUUAAAAAUACCAUUUUUAAAGACCAAUCAAUAGAUUGGUUAAAAUUAUGAUUUAAAAUAAAAUCGUUAGUUACAGUUAG